Messenger RNA from Colletotrichum tamarilloi, 337 nucleotides. RefSeq names its product FAD binding domain-containing protein. Lineage: Eukaryota; Fungi; Ascomycota; Sordariomycetes; Glomerellales; Glomerellaceae. The transcript is spliced from 2 exons. The record is from RefSeq and is a predicted model, not a curated record. The annotation marks the transcript as partial.
CGAUCCCAAUACGAAGUUCGCGAACAUCAGGGAUAUCCAUCGGGCUCAAAUCGAAGCGGGUGAAAAGGAGGUUAUCACGGCUGAAUCCAGCGACUCUGAAUGCCCUAGUGAGGCUGGCAGCUGUAUUGUAAACUUCCUCGCCCACCACCACGAGAUCAACCAAGAGUUGGGACUGGCGACCGAAUUCGUCUACAUGGGCGACGCGGGCGAGUGGCAGAAGCCUUUCCCUGCUUACGGACAGGGUAACCUGCAGAAGAUGAAGGAUAUCAGAGCUCAGUACGACCCUAACAUGGUGUUUAGCAAGCUCAACUGGGGUGGUUUCAAGCUUGGACAUUAA